Messenger RNA from Protobothrops mucrosquamatus (brown spotted pit viper), 7899 nucleotides. RefSeq names its product supervillin (gene SVIL). The record is from RefSeq and is a predicted model, not a curated record. Lineage: Eukaryota; Metazoa; Chordata; Lepidosauria; Squamata; Viperidae. Gene Ontology annotation, biological process: barbed-end actin filament capping; actin polymerization or depolymerization; actin filament severing. Gene Ontology annotation, cellular component: cytoplasm; actin cytoskeleton. The transcript is spliced from 41 exons. Gene Ontology annotation, molecular function: actin filament binding; phosphatidylinositol-4,5-bisphosphate binding. The coding region runs from base 13 to 7023 and encodes 2336 amino acids.
CUUUCUGCAUCCAUGUUUCGAAAGCCUUGGAUAUCCAGCUGUUUGCAAAAUGUCAGAUAUUUGGAACAGGAAGAUUUUGACAAAGAGAAUUUGUUUACGUAUAAAACUCCAAGAUUACUCCAGAGCAGGAGGAGGACUUUAAGUUUUCAGAAAGAGUUUUCGUUUGAAGAUAAAGAAGACUUUUCAAACAGCACUAAAGAUAUUGAUGCCAGUCUUUUAGCAGUGUUGCCAAAAGUUUCUGAAUUAAGAAAACUCUUUGAACCAAACAGACAGGAUAUUUUGGAAAUGAAAAGGAAAGAGAGGAUAGCUAGGCGUUUAGAAGGAAUUGAAAAUGAUGUUCAACCUGUUCUUUUGCAAAAUUGUCCUGGGUUGGUCACCCAUCGUUUGUUAGAAGAGGAUACACCAAGAUACAUGCGUGCAACUGAUCCAUAUAGCCCUCAUUUUGGAAGAACAAAUGAAAAGGAAUUUUCAGAUUCUCUAUUAGAAAAUCAGCCUAGAUCCAGGCAUCAAGCAGAAUCCACUGCAGGAAAAACAAAAACCCCUUCUUACAGCCCCUUAGUCAUGGAUCCCCAAGGACUUGAAUCCAAAGCUGAGAGGAUAGCUAGGUACAAGGCAGAAAGACGUCGACAACUGGCUGAAAAGUAUGGACUCUCCAUCGAUUCAGAUGUGGAUUCAGAAUAUUUAUCCAAAUUCACAAGGACAAAGAAGGACCAAGAUGUGUCUGAGAAGAAAGUAUUGAAAAGUGGGAAAAAAGAGGAUGAAAGUAAAGAUCACAGUUUUCCAUAUUCAUUGAGAUUUGAGAAUAAGGAGCUGAGGAAUGCUGCUUCUGAGUCAAAGGAGUUUCCUGCCCAUGAUGACAAAGAGAGUUCUCCGGAAAGAGAAAAACUUCAUUUGAAUGAAGACAGCGAACGAAAAGCCCCUGAAUCUGGUUUGAGCAAAUACAAUAUGCCCUCUGCAUCAGAGAAUUCCACAGGUUUCUCACUUCAGGGCUAUGACUUUUCCAUAAAUGAAGUGCCAAGUUUACCAAAACAAACUCAAAGUGUUUCCCUUUCCUCAACAAAGCCAGGAACAUCACUAAGUCCUUCCCUGACUGACCCCAAAUUAGGUAGUACAGGGAAAACAAAAGCCGAUUGGUUUCUUCAGAAAGAUUCAGAUGGGGACACAACUUCACUGAUCAACUGGCCCUCCAGAGUAAAAGUUAGAGAGAAACUGGUGAAAGACGAAAGUGCUCGUGGAAGCCUUGAACUUCUCACAGACACUAUGUCUCAAAGAAAAUUUCUCCCAGUACCGGUUAAUGUUGUGCCUCUUCAGUCAGAAACAUCUGCUUUCCAUAGGGUUGCCAGUAAGCCAUUUGAUUUAGCCUGCCAACCAGCUCAUGGCUAUGUUCAGCCUGCUGGAAUUGCUCAUACAGCCCAAUUGGUGGCACCUGAAGAACCGGAAAGAAAUCCCACUAGCAGGAUUCCCAUACAGGCCAAUGCCAGCUUCAUAACUAGAUUCCCACCAGAUGCUAUGAUGGACAAUGAGAAAUGUUCCUUGAUUCAGAAAUAUGGAUCAUCCAAGCUUGAUUAUUCUGGAUUGGAGGCUGAGAAGGAAAGACAAGCAGUUCGACCUUCGGAGUUGCACAGGCAAAUGAAGAGUAGAGAGGCCUACUGUGGAGAAGAUGGAUUUAAGAAGGAUUCAAUUGUGAAGCUAAAGUCUGUGAAAGUUGAGAAGGAUCUAAAGAGCUUUAAGGAGUGGAUGCCUGAACCUAAGAUGAAGAUUCAUGAGAAUGUUGAGAAAACCGAAAAGGUUAUGUAUCUUCGAAGUGCUAGAGGGAGUGUUCAGGCCCCUGAAGAAAUUACUGUGAAACCUAAAUUCCUUACACGCUCCCUAUCUGAUCACACUGGAUCUCCUAAACUAGAAGUUUUCAAAAGUAAAGAGCAUGUUGCAAGGAACAUCAUGCAGUUUCAAAGCAUUGAAGGAAAGAUCCCCAAUGGUGAGAUUUCUGUGGUUGAUACAAAAGUCUCUGUGGCCCAACUCCGUAAUGCCUUUUUGGAAACUGCUAAUGCCAAGAAGAAACCUGAACUUGGGUCUCAGUGUGAGAUGCAAACAUCAGGUACUGAUUUGUCGAGCAGUGCUCAAAGCGAAAAAAGGUCACGAAGGCCAAGGCGGUAUUUUUCUCCUGAGGAAAAUAGAAAGACUUCUGAGAGAUUUAGGACUCAGCCCAUAACUUCAGCAGAGCGAAAGGAAACAGAUUGGUCCACUUUCAAUCCAGAAAUGCCAUCUCCUGAAGAUGAAGAGAAAUUAGAUGAAAGAGCUAAGCUGAGCGUUGCUGCAAAGAGGUUGCUUUUCAGAGAAAUGGAAAAAUCACUUGAUGAUAAAAGUGUUCCAAAACCACAUUCAAGAAACUCUGCUGUGGAGAGAAGGUUAAGACGGAUGCAAGACAGAUCACACACGCAACCUGUUACAACGGAAGAGGUGGUCAUUGCUGCUACUGAAUCUACCCCUGCCUCAUGUACUGUGAAUACCCACACUGUAGUGGCAAGAAUACCUAAUCCCACUAUAGUUAAGAGCACUGUACAUCCUACCAGGUUGCAAGCAUCUGCCCACCAAAAAACAUCAGCCAGAGAAGAAAUAAAGGAAGCCCAAGAUACUGCUGAGCAAGAUCAGUCUGGAGAACCAGAUUCUUCAACCCUGAGUUUGGCUGAAAAGAUGGCCUUAUUUAAUAAAUUGUCUCAACCGAUAACAAAGGCAGUCUUUGUAAAGAAGAGAGGGGAUCUUAGACAGAGGAGAUCGAAAGCUCGUUAUCAAACUCAGCCUGUCACUCUUGGAGAAGUUGAGCAGGUACAAAGUGACAGUGAGAAGAUCACUCCUCUGUCUCCAACUACCAUAACAUCUGUAUCAAACAUGGUAUCUGCCUUGUCACCAUUAUUUAGUAAAGAUCUCCAUCUGAAGGCAGCAGAAGAUCCGAUGGUCGGUAAAUCUGAUUUCAAAUACCACUCUUCAAUGGAAAGCAUGGAUUUGUCAUUAAAAAACACCCUGAAAACAGAAUUGUGGCAGCCUUCAUUAGAAAUAAGAGAGAACAAUCAGCAGUUGAGAGACCAUGAAGAAGCAGAGCCCAAAGAAUUUGCAAAAUGGGAAAUGAAUGGUGUAAGAAAGCAUAGCUCCAUUGAGGAAGAGCCCCCACAUCCUGUUCCUGAUAAAACAGUGGACUACAACAAAAAGAUAAAAUAUGCAUUUCCAAGAAAAAACAGCAUGGAAUUGCUUAGCCUACACUCUCUUUGUGAGCGUACUGAAGAAAAGGUCACUGACAUCCUGCCAGAGAAACAAGGAGUCAAAGGGCAGUCCUUUGAGGAGAUGAUGGAGUGGGAAGGAAUUGUCAUGGACUCAACACUGCGAAAAGAGAUUGGUGAACCAUCUUCAGAGUUUAGAGCAGCUGCAACAGAAAGUGCUUCUCAAUCAGCAGCAAUGCUAUCCUGUAGGCAACAGGAAACCUUUGAGCUGUUAGGAAAAGAAGGCUUUAGUGACAGUAAAGCUGAAAUAACAGAGGACACCCUUGAUGCAUCCAGCAAAACUAUGUCCAUUAAAGAAAGGCUGGCACUCCUAAAGAAAAGAGGUGAGGAAGACUGGAGAAACAGAUUGAAUAAAAAAACGGAGUAUGGACGAGCAUCAGGCACCGAACGUAGCCUUCAGCUACAGGAGAGGGAGCAACAACUAUUUACAAAAAAGGAAGAAGGAGGAGGUUCAGAUGCUAAAGCCAUAUCUAAGCUGCUUUGGGAACCUGUCUAUGCUUCUACUUAUUCUCCUGCUAUACUUGCUGCCCAUAAACUUCAUUCCUUCAUACCUAUUAAUCAGGUCAAUAGUGCUAGUUUGAGACAGCCAACCUCCAUGGAGCUUGAACAUCACCCUUGGAGAUGGAAGAAGGAUGUGGAUAGCUGUGAAAAUCAAAUGACAAUUGAAGAAAGAAAGCAGUUAAUAAGUGUUCGAGAAGAAGCUUGGAAAGCUAAAGGCAAAGGAGCAUCAAAUGAUUCUACCCAGUUUACAGUGGCUGGCAGAAUGGUAAAGAAAGGCUUAGCAUCAUCAAGUGCCAUCGUUCCAGUGACAUACCCUUUCUGCAACAGACUAAAAUCAACCACACAUAUUUCAAAACCCCUGGAAGAAAUUGAAGCAAGACCAGAUAUGCAGUUAGAAUCAGACCUGAAGUUGGAUAAACUGGAAACUUUCUUAGGAAGACUCAACAACAAAGUUGCUGGAAUGCAGGAGACUGUCCUGACAGUCACAGGAAAAUCUGUGAAAGAAGUAAUGAAAUUGGAUGACGAAGAAACAUUUUCCAAAUUUUACCGAUGCACAAAUUUUCCAACUCCCUCUUUGCCUAUGGAGUUGGAUGAAGACUUUGAUGCCAUAUUUAAUCUUGAUUUGCCAAAGUUGAUUUCUUCAGUAACAGAGCACAAACGGGCUGUGAGGCCUACACGCAAAGUCCAGGCUUCCAAGAAUCCUUUAAAAAUGCUAGCAGCAAGAGAGGACAUUCUUCAUGAAUACACGGAGGAGAGAUUAAAUGUGGCCUUCAUGGAGUCAAAGCGGAUGAAAGUUGAAAAAAUGUCUGGAAACUCAAAUUUCUCAGAAGUAGCACUUGCUGGUUUAGCGAGUAAAGAGAACUUCAGCAAUAUUAGUCUGCGUAGUGUCAAUUUGACGGAGCAGAAUUCAAACAACAGUGCAGUCCCGUACAAGAAGCUGAUGCUCUUACAGAUCAAAGGAAGAAGACAUGUCCAAACUAGAUUAGUUGAACCAAGGGCUUCAUCACUUAACAGCGGUGACUGUUUCUUGCUACUCACGCCACAGUUUUGCUUCCUGUGGGUAGGAGAGUUUGCAAACGUCAUAGAAAAAGCCAAGGCUUCAGAGCUUGCAGCUUUAAUUCAGACAAAGCGAGAACUUGGCUGCAGAGCUCCUUAUAUACAGACCAUAGAAGAAGGCAUCAAUACUCAUACUCAUGCAGCCAAAGAAUUCUGGAAACUCCUUGGUGGGCAAACAAGCUAUCAGGAGGUUGGAAGACCAGAGGAAGAUGAGAUGUAUGAAGCUGCAAUAAUAGAAACAAAUUGCAUUUACCGGCUUGUUGAUGAUAAACUUAUUCCUGAUGAUGACUACUGGGGGAAGAUGCCAAAGUGUACAUUGCUAAACUCAAAAGAGGUCUUGGUGUUUGACUUUGGUAGUGAAGUAUAUGUUUGGCAUGGGAAAGAGGUCACACUGGCACAAAGGAAAGUUGCCUUCCAGUUAGCCAAACAUUUAUGGAACGGGACUUUUGACUACGCCAAUUGUGACAUCAAUCCCUUAGAUCCUGGUGAAUGUAAUCCUCUUAUUCCAAGAAAAGGACAAGGGCGGCCAGACUGGGCCAUUUUUGGCAGACUCACAGAACACAAUGAGACAAUACUAUUUAAAGAAAAAUUUCUUGAUUGGACUGAAUUGAAGAAACUUGCUGAGAGGAAUUCCACUGAAUCCACUCAGAAGGAAGAAACCAGAUCUGACACAAAACCAUAUGAUGUCAUGCUCAUGGUCCCCGUCCCCCAGGCAACCGUUGGUACUGUCUUGGAUGGGAUGAAUAUUGGCCGUGGCUAUGGUUUCAUUGAGGGAGACGAUGGGAGACAAUUCGAAAUUAUCACCAUCUCUGUGGACGUCUGGCACAUCUUGGAAUUUGAUUAUAGUAGGCUUCCUAAACAAAGUAUUGGGCAAUUUCAUGAAGGCGACACAUAUGUUGUCAAGUGGAAAUACCUAGUGAGCACUUCAGUUGGAAGCAGACAAAAGGGGGAUUUACAGACGAGGGUCGUUGGCAAAGAGAAAUGUGUAUAUUUCUUUUGGCAAGGGAGACAUUCUACUGUCAGUGAGAAGGGGACUUCUGCCUUGAUGACUGUGGAACUUGAUGAAGAAAGAGGAGCUCAGGUGCAAGUUCUUCAAGGAAAAGAGCCUCCAUGUUUUCUUCAGUGUUUUCAAGGUGGAAUGAUUGUUCAUACAGGAAGAAGGGAAGAGGAAGAAGAAAAUACACAAAGUGAUUGGCGACUGUAUUGUGUUCGAGGAGAAGUUCCUGUUGAAGGGAACUUGCUUGAAGUAGCCUGCCACUGCAGCAGCCUAAGAUCUAGGACUUCAAUGAUUGUUCUCAAUAUCAACAAAGCCCUUAUUUAUUUGUGGCAUGGAUGCAAAGCCCAGCCACAUACUAAGGAAGUAGGAAGAACAGCGUCCAACAAAAUAAAAGAACAAUGUCCGUUGGAAGCAGGAUUGCACAGUAGUAGCAAAGUGACAAUACAUGAAUAUGAUGAAGGAACAGAGCCAAUGGGAUUCUGGGAUGCCUUAGGAAGAAGAGACCGAAAAGCCUAUGACUGCAUGUUGCAAGAUCCUGGAAAGUUUAAUUUUACACCUCGCCUAUUUAUCUUUGGAAGUUUAUCAGGAGAAUUCUCAGCCACUGAGUAUAUUUAUCCAUCAAGAGAGCCUUCUGUGAUUAAUUCCAUGCCCUUCCUUCAGGAAGACCUCUACACAGCCCCCCAGCCAGUUCUCUUCCUUGUUGACAAUCACCACGAAGUAUAUCUCUGGCAAGGUUGGUGGCCAGUCGAAAACAAAAUCGCAGGAUCUGCCCGAAUCCGGUGGGCUUCAGAUAGGAAAUGUGCCAUGGAGACUGUCCUACAGUACUGUAAAGGAAAGAACGUGAAGAAUCCUCCUAAAUCUUAUCUAAUCCAUGCUGGUCUUGAGCCUUUGACAUUUACUAAUAUGUUUCCCAGCUGGGAACACAGAGAUGACAUUGCUGAAAUCACCGAAAUGGAUGCUGAAGCUUCUAAUCAGAUCAUCCUGGUAGAAGAUGUGCUGGCCAAGCUGUGCCAAAAGUUUUAUCCACUUGCUGAUCUCUUAGCAAGGCCUCUUCCUGAGGGAGUAGACCCCCUUAAUCUUGAAAUCUACCUUUCAAACGAGGACUUUGAGACUGCAUUACAGUUAACUAGAGAAGAAUACAACACACUGCCUUCCUGGAAGCAGGUGAACCUCAAAAAGGCAAAAGGGCUUUUUUGAAAGGGCCAGUAUUGUCAUCAUGGGCUGGAGCUGGAGUGGAACAUGACCCGUUGACAUUUUCUGCACCUCUUGGCCAAAGUAGCAUGCCCAUUUUCACCCUCAAAAGAGAGAUUCUGCCUGAAGUUACUAGACUCUGCUAUCUGUUCUGAAGUCACACCAUAAUGUAAAUGUGCAAGAAGCAUCUUUGGAAGACAUUUGGUGGGCAACAACUCCAAAGUGCAGGCCAGGUUUAGAAUAUUAUGUUUUUUGUACUCUGAACAGGAACUUUUCUGAUUGCUGAUCCUUUGGCUACCCACACUACGUGUCAUUUGGUUUUUGAAAAAUGCUUUUUUUGUAAAGUGUUAUUUUGUUCAAGCUGUGGAUUUUCAAAAGGAUUUGUAUUUAUGUAAACGCAUAGGAGAAGGAUGUAUUGAACAAUUCAGUUUGUAUUAUUCAUUUUCAAUACUUUUGUAAAGAAAGUUCCAGGAAAGUAGCUAGACUUAUUAUUAUCUUGUAUUAUGGCUGAUUUUAUGGCCCUCUCUCUCUCCCCCACUUUUCUUCCUUCCCUCAUUCUGAGUGUUUUAAUUGCAAAAGUAUUAGUCUCAGAGCUGUUUCAGCUGCUAAACUGAACCAAGAAUUAUCAUAAACAUUUCUAGAAAAUCCACUGAAUCCAAAUUUAUAUCCCAAAAAUGUAUAGUGCCUUGUUUUGUUGUUGUUGUUUAUGUACAGUUUAUAUACCAAAACAAUUGGCCUGCUUUUUAAAAUGACUCAGAACAUAGUCUACUUUUAUAAUAGUAGAAACAAAAAAAAACCUCAGUUUAUAAUAAUGUGGCAAACAUAAACCAUCUUUUGUGAUAAAGACUUAAAGCAAGGCUUCAGAAUAAAUUUUUAGCAAUG